AUAGACCAAAAUCACCGACCAGUAACCCCAAGCCGCCCGACAACCUUAUUUCAGACGCUGAAACUGCGCGUGCCAUUCACGCGCCACCUUGUUCUGUCAGCAUGGAAAUAGAAGCUAAAGAGAGGAUUUUUCAUACUUUUUCAGAGUUCAUGAUUAGGAUUACUAAAUUUGAUGAAUUAGCAGAAGUGGGACGUAGAUUACUAGUUGGAUUUCAGCACGGAAUUGCAUAUCUGCGGCGCCAGCCGAUUGAAAAGAACACUGAAUUGGUCGAGCACGUUAUUAAAGAUAAUGAAAGCAAGAGACUUUCCUCUUACAUAGAAGCUGGAUGUCUGAAUGCUCAUGAUUCUGUGCAUAAUAUGUCCAAGUUACAUACAUGCCACCUUGGACUUCAGGAUCACGUAAACAAAGCAAAGUAUGCAGUCGAUGAACUUGCACGUCUCUUAGAGGAUGCGGAAGCUGCAUUGCAAUCGAUAAAUUGCAGUUUGGCUCAAAUGGGAGAACUAAAUGUCGACAAUGACACAGAUUCAUUGAAAAACUCUCAAGGAGAAGCGUCGUCUGUUGCUCCUGUUGAACAUGAAAUCACUGAUAUUGCAAUACUAAUGGCAGCGGUAUACUCCAUGGUAAAAAGUGACUACACAAUGCAGCAGGAAAAGAUUGUUUCUUCACUUAACCUUGCUUCACCUUCUGAAGAAUUGGAGAGCUACUCCAGCAUGUGGUCGUUGCGCCCUUACAUAGACGAUGAAAUCAUGCACAAAGCCUGGAAACUUGUACGCUAACUCGUUCUAUCGAUAUCAGAAAACGCUGUACCUUAGCAUAAUUUGUUUGAAUAGCCAUUUGCGACACGAAAAAAGGACAGAAGAAAGGUGAAAAGUACUGGAAGUUAUAGGAGUUUGGGAGGUGAAGAAGACAAUGGCAUUGUAGAUUUAGUAUUGUUUAGGUUCAAAUACAUUGACUGCUAAAUUCUGCACAUUUACUUCUUUGUUUCGGAAUUUACAUUAUUUUUAUGUUGGUCCUGAGCCAGGGUCCAUCGGAAACAAUCUUUCUACUUCUUCGGAGGUAGUGGUAUGGACUGCGUACAUUUUACCCUCUCCA
Messenger RNA from Capsicum annuum, 1092 nucleotides. RefSeq lists its product as uncharacterized. Bases 102 to 776 code for a protein of 224 amino acids. The transcript is spliced from 7 exons. The record is from RefSeq and is a predicted model, not a curated record. Lineage: Eukaryota; Viridiplantae; Streptophyta; Magnoliopsida; Solanales; Solanaceae.